Messenger RNA from Neoarius graeffei (lesser salmon catfish), 663 nucleotides. Its product is annotated as cAMP-responsive element modulator-like. The record is from RefSeq and is a predicted model, not a curated record. Gene Ontology annotation, cellular component: ATF4-CREB1 transcription factor complex; nucleus. The coding region runs from base 1 to 663 and encodes 220 amino acids. Gene Ontology annotation, molecular function: DNA-binding transcription factor activity, RNA polymerase II-specific; RNA polymerase II cis-regulatory region sequence-specific DNA binding. NCBI's taxonomy places the organism in Eukaryota, Metazoa, Chordata, Actinopteri, Siluriformes, Ariidae. The transcript has 5 exons. Gene Ontology annotation, biological process: regulation of transcription by RNA polymerase II.
AUGAUUCUGAUUCUGAUUCUAAUUCUGAAAUGUAGAGAGAAUAUCUUUGUUCCAGGUAGCUCCGACAGGAAAAAUCUGAACAAGCUUGAUUCGAUUGCACCUACAGUCAUGAUGCCUUCAGAAAAGUGUUCAAAUGAACAACCUGGUGUACACGCGCCCAUCUACUACAGCCCCAACAGAGGUGAGAUUUAUGCUUUCAAGCCUGAGGGUGGCAUGCAGAUGAGCAACAGUGAUCUGAGUUAUAAGAGUUUCAUUGGAUCCGCUUCAGAUUCCCCAAAGCCUGGUCCUUCCUUUGUCCAGUGCCAUGCAUUGCCUGGAGAUGGGAAUCAAUAUUAUGCCCCUGCCGAUCUGGUACUCAAAGCUGCUACUGGAAACCUGUCAGCAUAUCAGUUCUGUGCUCCCACCAUCAGCCUGCAACAGGGUGUAGCGAUGGCGAGCUCACCAGGCCCUCUGCACGGCUCUCAGCAACUUGGAGAGGAGGCCUCACGCAAGAGGGAGCUCCGCUUGUUGAAGAACAGAGAAGCUGCACGAGAAUGUCGCCGGAAGAAGAAAGAGUAUGUCAAAUGUCUUGAGAAUUGUGUUGCCAUGCUUGAAAAUCAAAACAAGACACUCAUCGAAAAGCUCAAGGCCUUAAAAGACUUAUACUGUCACAAAACUGAAUAA